Penaeus chinensis is the source of this 1482-nucleotide messenger RNA. RefSeq lists its product as uncharacterized. Lineage: Eukaryota; Metazoa; Arthropoda; Malacostraca; Decapoda; Penaeidae. The coding region runs from base 1 to 1482 and encodes 493 amino acids. The record is from RefSeq and is a predicted model, not a curated record. The transcript has 9 exons.
AUGAACACUGUACCAGGGAAUUUGUUCGUAGUCUCUGGAAAACCUCGUAUGUACUUUCUUGUUGUGGGAGAUAUGCGUUUCGUAGUUCAGGCCACGAGUUAUUUUGUGAAGUUUAGCGACAAGUUUAUUCAUUCACCGUUUGUCUCAGUUCUUACGGUGAUGGUGAUGAUAAACAGUCAGUCACGUUGUCAAUUUUUGAACAGCCAAAACCAAGCCUGCUACACAAUACUUAAGAAUUAUAUUAAGGGUGAUAUAGAUUUAGAGGUCCUUGAUGAAAACGACGUGAAUAUUCUUAUCAUUUCCAUCUUCACCAACGUCACCUCCAACACCAGUUCCAUCUCCACCAACGUUACCUCCAACAAUAGCUCCCACUCCAACGCCGUCACCUCCUCCAACAAUAGUUCCAUCUCCACCACCGUCUCCUCCAACAAUAGUUCCACCUCCAACGCCGUCACCUCCUCCAACAAUAGUUCCAUCUCCACCACCUCCACCACCGUCACCUCCAACAAUAGUUCCACCUACAACGCCGUCACCUCCUCCAACAAUUAUUCCAUCUCCACCACCGUCACCUCCUCCAACAAUAGUUCAUCUCCACCACCUGUCUCCUCCAACACUAUUCAUCCCACCACGUCACCUCCACACACGUUCCACUCCACCACGUCACCUCCCAACACCAGUUCCACCCUCCACCACCGUCACUCCUCAACACCAGUUCCACUCCACCACCAGUCACCUCCAACACCAGUUCCACCCCCACCACCGUCACCUCUCCAACACAUUUCCCACUCCACCACGUCACCUCCUCAACACCGUUCCACCUCCACCACACUCACCUCCAACAAUAGUUCCAUCUCCACCACCGUCACUCCAACACCAGUUCCACCUCCACCACCGUCACCUCUCCAACACCAGUUCCACUCCACCACCGAUCACCUCUCCAACACCAGUUCACUCACCGUCACCUCCAACAAGUCCACCUCCCCAGUCAUCCAACAGUUCCACUCCACCACCGUCACCUCCUCCAACACCAUCUCCACCACCGUCACCUCCUUCAACAAUAGUUCCACCUCCACCACCGUCCCCUCCAACACCAGUUCCACCUCCACCACCGUCACCUCCAACUUCCACCUCCACCAUCGUCACCUCCAACAAUAUUCCACCUCCACCGCCGCCAUCUCCUCCAACAGUAGUUCCAUCUUCAUCGUUGUCUCCUCCUCCAACACCAGUUCCACCUCCAGCCCCGUCACCUCCUCCAACACCGCCAAUAUCUCCACCAUCAACAUCGAUACCUCCAACACCAUCCAUGUCCCCAUUUUCACUAUCAUCACCAACAACAUCAUCGCCAACGCCAUCAUCACCGUCCAUCCCUCCAUCACCAGCCAUGUUUCCAUCGUCGCCAUCCUCCAUAUCUCCAUCACCAUCUCCAUCUUCGCCUUCACCACCACCGGCAGAUACAUCUGUGAGACAGAGGAACAGGGAUAA